Messenger RNA from Nothobranchius furzeri (turquoise killifish), 3010 nucleotides. RefSeq names its product protein starmaker. Lineage: Eukaryota; Metazoa; Chordata; Actinopteri; Cyprinodontiformes; Nothobranchiidae. The record is from RefSeq and is a predicted model, not a curated record.
GAAGCCAAACCCACAUCAAAGCAGACAUCAGUUCAUGAGCUCAUGAAGGUGCCUUCGUGCAGCAACAGACAACACAAAAACAUUUGUUUCAGGAUCUUAUUUUGCAGAAAACCCGAACGGAUCGCUUUAAAUCUUCUUCUUUUAUGGAAGCCACUUGCAGCCGUACCAGAGGAGAGUUACUUCAAGCUCUCUUUUCUUUUGACUGUCUGGUACUAAAAACUCCCGUUUUCUUCGUUAAACGACCGGUUUAAAAUUUUGAGACGAUGGACGGGUUUGCCGAUCUUCUCACUGAUGUAUUUACAGAUUCUUCUCUUCCGUCCUUUUCCGAUGGAGAUCUGGACUUUGAGAAUUUAAAUUUUGACGAGAAGAGUGAGGAAGACGAAGCUGAAACCCCAACGACGACAGACGAGGCUCAGCUCCAGGAAGCGACCGCUGAAGGUGAAGUUUUGUCAGAUGCGGCAACAACAGACCCUCUGCACACAACUGCAAACGCUCACCAAGAGAAGACCAGUGAUGAAAGUGAUGGGGAGAAUUUCAUGAGUCAAACACCAGCUGGUGAUUACACAAGCUCUGGAGAGGAGCAUUCUUCCUCUGGAGAGGAUGAGGAGAUGGAUGAAGGAACAUCAGAGGAACCAGGAGAUUUGUCACCAGGCUGCAGCAGAGAAAACUUCCAAGAUGAUAUAAAGGAGUACACGUUCUUCUCUGAGGGAGAACCUAUGGUCGCAGAGGGUGCCAAUGACCCUAAUGUUCGCUACAAGGUGCAAGAUGGGGCAGAGGGGGAUAAGGAAGUGUCCUAUUUGGGAAGAAUCCCUGAAGGCAAAGAUGAAACCGUGACGAAAAGUGCAGAGGAACGAGAAAGAGAAGAAGACUCCGAGACCGAAGGCAUGAAAAAUGAACAAGAAGAAAAUGUUCAUCAGCUGGAGUCCAAAACCUCAAAUGAAAUCAAGCCAGGGGAAGACAGUUUGGCGUUUUCAAGUCUAUCUUUGCAGAAUUUGCAGGAUCUCAUCACUGAUGUCAAUGGGGAAGAAUAUGUAGAUAAAAUGACAGAUUUUAUGGAAGAUGAGCACCAAGAGGCAGGUGAGAGCUUUGCAGAUUAUCCUUCAGACUUUUCAUCAGGCGAAUACACAAGAGCAGAAGAAAACAAGGAGGAAAACAAGCCGGGUGCCUUUCCUGGUAUGGAGAAGGAAGCGUGCAUGGAAGGAGCUGUGAUGGUAACCCCGUGGACUCUGAGAGCUCAGGACACAGAGAAGAAUGAAGGCUUCUUGUACAGCAGAGAUUUGGAGAUGAAUGCAGAUGAGAUGACAAGCCUGGACGAAGCAACAGGGGACCUAGAUGAGAGCAACUCCAAUAGCGAUGAGGAGGAGGAGCUGCCGAGAAGAUCCAGUGAAUUUUCAGAUGAUGUUGAAAACCACAAGAAACAAGAGAACAUGCAGCUUCAUGACUACAGCAGUGUAGAGUUUUCCAGAUGGAGCAACUCUGGUGAUCCCAACGGCAACCAUAAAGGUGAUUUGGCGGAUUUCAUCAAGUCAGAGUUGGAUGCGUUAGAAACCGACAACCUUCCGUCUGAAUACCUGUUCAUCACAGAUGACUCGGAUGAGACGGAAGAUCCUCCUUCAGGUGUGAAUCAGCAUCCUGCUGAACAUGUGAAUCACUACUCAGUGGUGCAAAGAAAGGAGGCCAAAACCACAUCUUAUAAUCAGGGAUCCAUCGAUGACAGCUUCUUCUUCAACUCUGAACUUGACACCCCCGAGGUCCCAGAGGUGAGGCAGCCGACUGAUGAGGAGUACGAAGAGAGGAGGAACAUUGAACAGAUGCAGAAGAGAAUCGAGGCAUUCAAAAGGUUUUAUGAUAGUGAUGACGAGAACAGAAGAGAGGAGAGACAGAAAAAGGUCCAGUUUUGUGAUGAUCCGUUGUCCCAGAUCAUUCACUAUGAAACGGACAGUGACAGAGAAUCACUCAGCAGCUCCUCAGACAGAGAGGAGGAGGAAGAUGAUGAAGAGAAGGAAGAGGAAGAGGGGGUGGAAGAGAUGGUUGGGCAGGAUGAGGAGAUAGGGGAGAAACAUGAUGAAGAAGAAAAGAAGAUGAUGGAUGAGGAAGAGGAAGAGGAGAGUGAGGUGGAAGAGAUGGUUGGGCAGCAUGAGGAGAUAGGGGAGGAACAUGAAGAAGAAGAAAAGAAGAUGAUGGAUGAGGAAGAGGAAGAGGAGAGUGAGGUGGAAGAGAUGGUUGGGCAGCAUAAGGAGAUAGGGGAGGAACAUGAAGAAGAAGAAAAGAAGAUGAUGGAUGAGGAAGAGGAAGAGGAGAGUGAGGUGGAAGAGAUGGUUGGGCAGCAUGAGGAGAUAGGGGAGGAACAUGAAGAAGAAGAAAAGAAGAUGAUGGAUGAGGAAGAGGAAGAGGAGAGUGAGGUGGAAGAGAUGGUUGGGCAGCAUGAGGAGAUAGGGGAGGAACAUGAAGAAGAAGAAAAUAAUGUGAUGGAAGAUGAUGAGGAGAAGGUGGAGGAGGAUAAAGAUGCCAAAGCCAAGGAAGAGGAGGAGAUUGAGGACAAUGAAGCAGAUGAAGAAACGGAGGAAGACGAGGAAGAGGAGGAAGAGGAAAAUGAGGAGAGCCUGAGCUCUACAGAAACAUUCGAUGAUCUGACGGAUGCUAAUGACUCCUUCCAAAUCAGCCCUGAAUGUGAUCCUUCAAAUAUUCGGCUGCAACAAAAGAUGUCAGAAGUCAGAGAUACACAUGCCUUCCCAAAAACACACAAGGGUCUCAGUGUCCUGAAGAUGAUGAUAAAGUUAGGUGUGAUGACAACAUUGGGGCUGUUGAUGUUCUGGAUGAUCUCAGAUCAACCCGACUUCCUCAGAGAUAUUUUCUCUGUUUAGAGCUUUGAGCUAUGUCUAUAGGUUUUGCUUACGUUGUAAUAAUAAAUGUAGUAAAAUUGUUUCCUGUACAAGAAUGUAGGAAAACGUUUGUAAAUACAAAUUGUUUUACUGACUUGUGUUCUCUUAAUAAAGAUGUAUUUGGGUUU